Molecule: messenger RNA, 1131 nt
Organism: Rhodotorula graminis WP1
Lineage: Eukaryota; Fungi; Basidiomycota; Microbotryomycetes; Sporidiobolales; Sporidiobolaceae
Exons: 3
Coding region: 1-1131 (376 amino acids)
Biological process (GO): regulation of cyclin-dependent protein serine/threonine kinase activity
Cellular component (GO): cyclin-dependent protein kinase holoenzyme complex; nucleus
Molecular function (GO): cyclin-dependent protein serine/threonine kinase regulator activity; protein kinase binding
Source: RefSeq, a predicted model, not a curated record
AUGGACGCCUCGUUUGGUUCCCACACUCGGCGGCACCCGGCAUCGCUCCUCCCCAAGUUCAUGCACGACCCUCGCCUGCUCGAGCUCGUUCGGCAGCCAGUGACGCCCGCCAUGAUCACCUACAUCGCCGAGCGCGCCGUCGACGUCAUCAAGUGCGACGCUGCGCCCGUGACCAGUCGUCCGCCGUCGCCGCCAGCGACGCCGAUCAAGAGCGAGAUCCACCGCCAGCCGCACCCGGACGUCCCGUCGCUCGAGUGCUUCAUCUCGAUCCUGUGCACCAAGUCGAACGUGCAGGUGCCGACCCUCCUGUGCACGCUUGUGUACCUCGACCGCCUGCGCGCUCGCCUGCCCAACGUCGCCCACGGCAUGGAGUCGACCCGCCACCGCGUCUUCCUCGCGACGCUCAUCACGGCCGCCAAGUACCUCAACGACUCGUCGCCGAAGAACAAGCACUGGACCCGUUACGCCGCCGUCUUCCCGCUCGCCGAGGUCAACCUCAUGGAGCGCCAGCUCCUCUUCCUCCUCGACUUCGACCUGCGCAUGGACGAGGACGAGCUCCUCGCACACUUCGAGCCGUUCCUCCCGCGCGAGCCCGUCGCGUCGACGAGCAAGCUGCGCGUCCACGCGCACGUGCACGCACCUCUCGCCUCGUCGGUCCCCCUCUCGCCGCGCUCGAUCGUCGAGUCGCUCCACACCCCUCCUCCUCGGCGCCAGUCUCGGUCGUCGGUCCCGGUCAAGGUCGCGCCGUCGUCGGUCGCCUCGUCGUCGCGUCGCCCGUCGACCGUCUCGCACUACGCCGAGACCGAGAUGUCGCCUGCCGACUCGCACUCGUCGGCGUCGUCCGUCUCGUCGGCGUCGCCGUUGACGCCCAUGGACGAGCUCCCGUCGUACCCGGGCAUCCACAUCAUGUCGGCGUCGUCGUCGGCGUCGCCGCCUCGACGGGGGUCGUACGUCGGCGGGUGCGAGCCGUCGCCGCUGCGCAGCCUGCGCCCUUCCGAGCAGCGCUCGGCCUCGUUCCUGCGUCACGCGUUCCAGACGAGUAAGGCGGCGUUCUCGCUCGGCGGCAUCGAGCGCGGGCGCAAGCCGCCGCCGGCGGUCAUGGCGCACGACGUCGACCUGCCGGCCUGGUGA